This is a messenger RNA of Aspergillus novofumigatus IBT 16806, 3270 nucleotides long. RefSeq names its product DUF726-domain-containing protein. The record is from RefSeq and is a predicted model, not a curated record. The coding region runs from base 1 to 3270 and encodes 1089 amino acids. Lineage: Eukaryota; Fungi; Ascomycota; Eurotiomycetes; Eurotiales; Aspergillaceae. The transcript is spliced from 3 exons.
AUGACCUCACCGUCAAGCGCCGAUAUUGACCAUUCUGUCGACUCUUCCGCUGACCCUCCGCAAUCAGGUUCUCAAGCUUCGGGGCAUACGCAGCCAUCGGCUGCAGCUACUGUUCCGAAUAAUGAUCAGACGGACGAAAGAGGGAUUGGAGAAGCGGAAGUGAAGACGCCGGAAGGGAAGAAGCCUGCAAUGAACCCGACCCUGGAAGAUAACAAAGCGGAUGCAGAUGUGGCGGAAAAGUUAGAUGACUUCGGGCUUCCAAUCCCAGUCCGACCCAAGGCUGCACGUCGGUCAGAAGACGAAUCACUAGAGGAGGGCGAAACGUUCCAUGAUGUUGAAGAGACGCGGAUACCACCUAAGCGUGAUACUACCUCCUCAGAGAAUGAUAAACCCGCUGCGUCCCACGACCUUUCCUGCGAGAAUGACAGGCAAAGCACCCCGCCACCGGCCUACUCUAGCUUAGAUAUCCACGAUUCUGUCCCUCAGACCUCUCCAACACAUAAGAGGCAUUCGAGCCUCAAGCCGUCGGAAUGGUCGCACCAGCGACUGAGCGAAAACAAGGAAGCCAAUUCGGAAAGCGAUGAUGAAAGCGAUGGCGAGUGGAAAGAAAUGCCCGCCCUAGGCGAAUUCGAUGUCUACGACGAUUAUGGGCGAUUGGUCGCUCGUGGCGCCAAAGAAGAUGGUGAUGACGCAGUAUAUCAGGGCCUGGGUGGCGCUGGAAAGGGUUAUACUCGAGUACAACUCGACGAAGAUGCGCAGUCGGCGACAAGUUUGGAUCAGGACACGAGCUAUCUCUUCAAGGAAGCCGCCGGUAACUCUGUAGGGGUCGAAGGGGAAGAGCUGCGGGACCCGCUCAGCCAACUACAGGCUACAAAAGAUCUUCUGACUGAGAGUCAAAGGAUCGCCUAUGUGGGAGUGACGCGGCUGGUGAUCUACCAGAUGACCCAGGACUUGGAAAAGCUACCAACGACUAAGGCUUCCCGCAAGGCGAAACAGAAAGCGGCCGACGCCAUGAGGAAAUGGGGUCAGACUGUCAUGGGAAGGAUUUAUACUCACAUGGAGAUCGAUCCUGCGGAGCAAAUCAUGAUUGAACAAUUGGCUGAGCAUGGCGUUCAGCCUGCGGAUCUUGUUCGACCACUGAUGCAAAAUGCUCGGGUCAAAAAUCCAAUGGCGGAGGAGCUCGACUCUUCGAAGGCAUCCAUGUCCUCGAGUGCGUCUCGCGGCUUGAAGGAGAACAGUCGAGCAAGCUUAUCCACCGAAUCAGAGCUUACUUCCGAAUCGACUUCCCCUCCACCUUACGAAACGCACGAAGAUGACGACCUACCGGAAGUGCGGACCCCGUCACAGAUGCCUACUUCAGCAAAGAUUGACAUUGACCUUCGUUGGACGGUCCUUUGCGACCUAUUUCUCGUUCUUAUCUCCAAUUCGGCGUACGAUGCCCGAUCCCGAUCCUUACUGGAAAGAGUCGGCCAGUCUAUGGAAGUGUCCUGGCUGCAAAUUGCCCGCUUCGAGAAGCGUGUCAUUGAUGCUCUCGAGAUGCAAGAAGCCGCGGAGAAAGAGACUUGGGACGAGUCUGACCACAUGGAGAAGCGUCGCAAGAUGGCGCUGAAACGGAAAUAUAUGGUCAUGGGUCUGGCCACUGUUGGAGGAGGGUUGAUCAUCGGUCUCUCCGCUGGUCUGCUGGCCCCGGUCAUCGGCGCUGGACUUGCAGCGGGCUUCACAACCGUCGGGAUUUCUGGGACCAGCGCUUUCUUAGGGGAGCUGACUUUUGAGUAUCGUCCUCUCCACAACAACAAGAGGGUCAACUUGAUUGUUGCGAUUUCAGGCUGGAUGACUGGCAAAGUCGAUGAUGUUCGGUUGCCAUUCAGUACAGUUGAUCCUAUCAUGGGCGACAUUUAUUCAGUCCUAUGGGAGCCGGAGAUGCUUCAGAGUAUGGGUGCCACCAUCAACAUUCUAGCCACAGAGGCCUUGACCCAGGGUCUGCAACAGGUCUUAGGAAGUACUGUCCUCAUGGCUUUAAUGGCAUCCCUGCAGCUACCUCUUGUUCUCACUAAGUUGUCAUACUUGAUCGAUAAUCCCUGGACUGUCUCCCUCGCUCGUGCCAACGCGGCAGGGCUGAUUUUGGCGGACUCGUUGAUGGAUCAUAACCUGGGCAAGAGACCUGUCACUCUACUAGGUUUCUCGCUUGGGGCAAGAGUCAUAUUCUCGUGUCUGAAGGAGCUCGCAGACAAGGGCGCUAGCGGCUUGGUUCAAAAUGUCUACCUUUUCGGGGCUCCACUCGUGGCAAACAAGGACGAAUUUAUCAAGGCACGCAGCGUUGUCUCUGGCCGGUUUGUGAAUGGGUACUCCUCCAAUGACUGGAUUCUGGGAUACCUCUUCCGGGCCACAAGCGGCGGCAUUAUGCGCGUGGCUGGUAUUGCUCCGGUAGAAGGGAUUCCUGGCCUGGAGAACUUCGAUGUCACUAACUUAGUCAAUGGCCACAUGGACUAUCGUACCGCUAUUCCACGGCUACUCAAGGAAGUCGGGUGGGAAGUUCUCAGCGAGGAGUUUGCUGAAAUCGAAGACCCCGACCCGGAGAAUCAUGGCGAGCGGCAACGAGAGCUAAUCCGCGAAAUUGAUGAAGCUCGUAAAGCCGCAGAAGCUCAGCCUGAGAAGAAGCGGUUUGGACUGUUCAAGCGCGGCAAGUUAGCUGAGAAAAAGGGAUGGGAAACAUAUGAUGUGAAACGCAGUGACUCGUUUCCGCGAGAAUCCACUGACAGCAACGGAAUCGGAACCGUCCUCUUCGAUAUCGAUGCGAUCAGGGCAGAACUCGCCUCGGAGAUGAUUGAGGUCAAGCAGCUGGAGUCUACGCUCCCACCCAUGAAGCUAGAUCUCAAUUCACCAUCAACUCAAUCAUCAGCUGCUGCUACACCGUCAGAGCAUAGAGCUUCCAAAGACGGACGCGCUACCCCAUCCGUUCCUCACACACCCGUUGAAAAUCCCCCGGGCCACUCGGCCUUUGAAAAGACGCAAUCUCCACCAUCCCAUCAGGAGCAGAUCCGUAUGGCUUUUGAUACUUCUUACGAUAACCCUCCGCAACGUUCUCAUUCUUCUUUUGAACCAGCUGCUUACGAUUCAUGUCCGACGAGACCAGCUUUACGAUCCUCUGUGACGAUGCCGACUAGUGUCGGUGCCAGCGCGCUUGGCGCUAUGGCUCUUGAGCCCAAUGCCUGGGCUGACCACGACUUCGGCCAUGGCGAAGAGGGUGAGAUCUCGAUGACCUUCGAGUGA